This is a messenger RNA of Pichia kudriavzevii, 1995 nucleotides long. RefSeq lists its product as uncharacterized. The transcript has a single exon. Lineage: Eukaryota; Fungi; Ascomycota; Pichiomycetes; Pichiales; Pichiaceae. Bases 1 to 1995 code for a protein of 664 amino acids. Gene Ontology annotation, cellular component: GPI-anchor transamidase complex. Gene Ontology annotation, biological process: attachment of GPI anchor to protein. The record is from RefSeq and is a predicted model, not a curated record.
AUGAAGCUUGAAUACCUGUAUUGGAUUUUACCAUUGGUGGUUCAUGUUAUUGGUACGGAGUUUGCAAGUAGCGAUGAAGGAACAAUUGCAUAUUCUGAACACGUCACAGGAAGUAGGAAUUGUUUGCCCGAGGAACAAUCCGACAUCAUAGAAAGUUCACACUUGGUCCAAACUAGUACAUUGGAUACAAAUCAAGAAGAAGUUGACCAGUCUGAACCAAAGACUUUGCCUUUAUCUGCAAAAUAUGAUUACGAUGGCAAAAAGUAUCCAAAUACUGAACAUUUGGAGAUAAAGCCUUUGCAAGGCGGUAAUAUCCUGAUGUCGUUUAAUUUUGAAGCUAGCAGGACUACGGAAUUGUAUCCUUCCUCUAAAGAGAUUACAUAUUAUGAUGUUUUUCCCAAGGCAUUGGGGUCCAUUCUCAAGUCAACCAAUACAAGGGAGCUACAUCUCAGAUUUGGGCACGGUUGGUAUGAUUCUGACCUUAAUGGGAAGCUUGUUGCAAAUGGAAAUCUAAGCGGUGGUACUGGUGUUGAGAUUUGGGCAUUUAUUGAGGCGAAUUCAGAAGAUGAGGCAUUCGAAUACUGGGUCCAGUUGGCCAAUUCCCUUUCAGGUCUUUUUUGUGCAUCUUUUAAUUCUAUCGAUUCAGCUGUGACGACCAAGCCAGAGCAACUCUUUCAAAAAGAAAGCAACAUUGAUACAAACAGUAACUUGCUUGGUCAGCUGUAUCAUUUUAGAAGUGCAUUGCCGAGAGAGCCAAUAUGCACAGAAAACUUAACUCCGUUCCUAAAGUUACUUCCAACGAAGGGAAAACAAGGAAUUUCAUCAUUACUCUCGGGGAACAAAAUGUUCAAUGCAGAAUGGACAUCCAUGUCUAUAGAUAUUUUAACAAACUGCGAGGAUGGAGGGGUAGAUAAUUGUACUCAGUCUCUGAAACAAGCUAUCAACUUGAUUCUUAACGUACCCAAGGUUAAGGACAAAAAUAAAUACCCUAUUCCUAAACCAACUCCAGGUACUGAACUUAAGUGUGAUCCUAGUCGAAUUCAUGAUCUUUACAACUGUUUCCCCCUAGUUGAAUCACCAGACUUAGAUUUUACAUUUCUUGAUCUGUUUGGGAAGGUGAUAAGGGGUGGUUCGUUGGUAGCAUCAAAACCUUCCACCGUUUGUUUUGAUAUUGAUCUAAACAAUUGGGAGAUUGGACACUUAUCCCUGCAACCUCCAGAUCAGUUUUACAUGGAUGAAAAACUAUGCUUUUCUCUGUUGACGAGUGAUGAAUACAACGUAUCUUUUAAAACUCAUGACAGCUCAAAAGUCAAUAACAUAGAACAACCUCCUUUUCGAGCUUCAAGAUCCUUAUCCGGGUAUUCUCAAGAAAGUGGUGGGUUCCGACUUGAUUUCUUCAAUCCCACAGAAGGAGACCAAGUAAUUGUUAUUUUCCAAGCUCUGCCCUGGUUUGUGAAACUAUACACACAUUCUUUGGUAUUAACUGUGACAAAUAAAAGUGGUGAAUCUGUACUGUUGAAUGUUCAGAAUGAAGAAUUGUCGGAAUAUAUCAAAGAAAUUGUUUACCAUCCUGCGGUCGAUAGAGUUACGCCAACACAUUUAGAGCUGAGGAUACUAGCGCCAGCAAAGACAAAACUCAAAUUUACGUUUAGUUUUGAUAAAUCAAUGUUACUAUACUCGGAGUAUCCGCCCGAUGCUAACCAUGGCUUUGAGUUAGAGCCAGUUGUGUUUGCUUUGAUUGACAAGGACCAUCCUGACAACGUGAAAUAUAUAAUGCGUACGACAACUGGUCUCCUAACUCUUCCUACUCCAGAUUUCUCUAUGCCUUAUAAUGUUAUCAUAUUGACAUUGACGAUCAUGUCCUUAACGUUUGGGUCCAUCUUUAACCUCCUCGUCAAAAAGGUUGUUACUGAAGAGGAAGCAGAACUUGCUCAGAGUGAAAGGCCAGUUGAAAAACUGAAACAAAAAUUUCGCACCUUAUUUGGAAGGACCUGA